Thecamonas trahens ATCC 50062 is the source of this 1851-nucleotide messenger RNA. RefSeq names its product CAMK protein kinase. The record is from RefSeq and is a predicted model, not a curated record. The transcript has a single exon. Gene Ontology annotation, cellular component: cytoplasm; nucleus. Gene Ontology annotation, molecular function: protein serine/threonine kinase activity; ATP binding. NCBI's taxonomy places the organism in Eukaryota, Apusomonadida, Apusomonadidae. Gene Ontology annotation, biological process: mitotic DNA damage checkpoint signaling; protein phosphorylation. The coding region runs from base 31 to 1845 and encodes 604 amino acids.
UUGGUAAAGAGAGCGAGGGUGUGUGAGAGGAUGGCGGCGUCGUUGCUGGUCCAUGGCAUGGAGUCUGACGAGCUGUCGGCCUCUUCGUUUGCGUUCUCUUCGUCAGACGGUGACCUGCCGCCUGCUGGCGAUGGCGUUGUCGUCGUACCGCAUGAAGACGGUGCGAGCAAGGAAGGUGCUGGCACAUCGCAGAGCGAGAUUUCCUCCGAUGCGCUGCUCGAACGGUUGCGCAAGGCCGAGGCUGCUCUGGCCUCUCGGGACGCGCUCAUUCUCUCGCUGGAAGACGACAUCGAUGCGCUCAUCGAGUCGCACCGCCGCAACCAGGAGGAAAAGUACGAUGCUCUGGCAGAGGCCGAUGAGCACAUCAAGGCGCUACAGGGCCAAAUUGCGCUACUUUCGGACGAGCUGACAAGGUCAGGUGCGCCCCAGCGUCGCCGCCGUCGCAAGCGCAUGUCGCGCUCGGCAGACGUCUCGCUCGAGACCGCCGACGCCGAUCUCGCCCGCCUCCAGGCCGACAAGGACGCGCUGGUGGCCGACCGCACUGCCCUCCAAGAGCGGCUCGCUAUCAUGACUGACAAGCAUGCUGCGCUGCAGGCGUACGUCGACUCGCGCCGCUCGCGCCGCCGUCGUCGCCGGCAUCGGUCCAAGACCGAGGUCGCCGACGCCCACGCUGCCGCUGCCUCGGCCCCCGCGCCGACAGCCGCUGCCUCGGCCGUCGCGCCGGCCGUGAAAGUCCAAGGCGAGUCAGACUCAGACUCAGACUCAGAUAGCGGCUCGUCGUCGUCAUCGUUGUCGUCGUCGUCGUCCGACUCGUCGUCUGACUCGUCCGCGGCAGACUCGUCGCCCGGCUCGGAUAAGAUUUUGCCGUCGAUGCCCGCACUCAAGCGGAUGCCCGGCUUUACCACACAGCAGGAAGACAACAUGCUGAGUCUAGCAGACCGGUACAUUUUCCGCAAGCGGCUCUUUACCGGCAACGACACGGUUGUCUUCCGUGCGUCGCCAAUGUCGGAUCCGGACGCGCACGUUGUGGUCAAGAUCUUCAACGACAACCGCUACUCGGCGUCAACGCCACCCAAGGUGGUGCAUCUACUGAGCUCCCUGCCAGAGCCACGGUCGCCGUACAUCAUUCCUAUGCUGGCGUGGCACCCGCUGCGAGAGACAGGCACCUUUGCAGUUGUCUAUCCAUACAUCGAAGACGCAUCGGCCAAGGCGCUGUACAACUUUCUUGGCAGGCUCUCGCUCAAGGCGCUUGCCUCUUUUGCGUACGACAUCCUGCUGGCGCUGCAGUACUUUCACAAGCUCGGCUUUAUGUAUCGCGACAUCAAGCCGGACAACAUCCUGUUCGACGCUGUCUCCAACCGCGCCAUUCUCAUCGACUUUGACACCGUCAUCCGGUACGAUCCCAUCGCGCCGCCCAAGACCUUUACCGGAUCGCAGGGCUACAUGGCACCCGAGGUUGCCGACGAGUGGGCGCGGUGCUCGCGCGGCUACACCCCCCAAGUCGACGUCUACUCGCUUGGUGUUCUCAUGUUUGAGCUCGUCUUCAACGUCCCACUCGACCACCGCGGCCGCAUGAAGCGCAAGUACCUGGUGGCCAAGAUGAGUCACGUCAAGCCAUCGAAGCGCAAAGAGAUCCACGACCUGCUCGACCGCAUGCUCACCGAAGAUCCGAACGUGCGCAUCACUGUCGAUGAGGCGCUCCAGCACCCGUUCUUUGCCAAGACGAGGGCUAGCCGGCGCUCACAAGGUGAGCUUGGGCCUGUUGCGCCGCAUCGUGAGCUCAUCGAGUCGAACGAGGCGCUACUCGCUGACGACGGUGCCGCCGGCCCAUGCAAGGUGCAGUAGCUCUUC